Molecule: messenger RNA, 1239 nt
Organism: Phytophthora sojae
Lineage: Eukaryota; Oomycota; Peronosporomycetes; Peronosporales; Peronosporaceae
Exons: 2
Coding region: 1-1239 (412 amino acids)
Molecular function (GO): phosphatidylinositol binding; metal ion binding
Source: RefSeq, a predicted model, not a curated record
AUGCCGCCGGCCAUCCCCGUCGUGUACGUGGACGGAGACGGAGCUGUGCCGAGUGGAGCCAACGCCCGCAACUCGUCCGCGUCGUCGGCCUCGUCCAACGGUGGGCAGGAGGCGGCGGGAAGUGGGCGACGCGUGCUGUCGAGCUCCAGCAGCUCCGGCAUUCUCAAGGGGCGGUACUCGGACCACCCCAACUGCGACGUCUGCGCGCUGGCCUUCGACGUCACCAAGCGCCGGCACCAGUGCCGCGCUUGCGGUCGCUACGUGUGCGGCAACUGCUCGCCGCUGAUGCUCUUGAUCCCGGAAGGCGGCCAGAUCGAAGGCGCCAGGGGCUACGACCCGUCCAUUCCGCAGCGGGUGUGCUUGCACUGCUCGCCCGAGCUGCGUCCGCUGCAAGAGGAUCUGGUGGCGCGGUUCGCCAAGGCCAACGCCGAGACGGCCCCGUACGAGGCCAAGUCGCGACUCCACGUGCCGUUCUCGCCCUCGCUCGAGAAGGAAUGCACCAACGCCGCUGACAUCGUGAGCAACUUCUUCCGGAACGACUCGGGCGCGUCGGGGGACAGGUCGAUUCCGAUCUCCAUGCUCGAGAACGCCCAUGGGCUGGCCAUCAUGACGAUCGUCAAGGCUGGCUUCCUCGUCGUGGGCAAGGUUGGCACGGGCAUCGUUAUCUCGCGGCUGCCGGACGGGUCCUGGUCUGCGCCCUCGGCCAUCGGCACCGUGGGGCUGGGCGGCGGCUUCGAGAUCGGCGGCGAGAUCGUCGAGGUCAUGAUCAUCCUGGGCUCCCCGGCCGCCGUGCAGGUGUUCCACUCGCCCCAAGUCAACUUGGGCGCAGGCCUCGACAUCGCAGUGGGUCCUUACGGGCGCUCGGCAGCGGCCGCGGCGGCAAUCAGCAGCUCCGGGCUCAACGGCAACUAUAGUUACUCGAUCAGCAAGGGCCUGUACGCAGGCAUCUCGCUGCAGGGCUCCGUGAUCGCCACGCGCAACGACCUGAACCGCAAGUUCUACGGCCAGGACCUGGAGGCGAGAGCGCUGCUCGGCGGAGCUGUGGGCCAGCCCAUGGCUGCGAGGCCCCUGUACGAGGCGCUGGACCGAGCCAUGCGCGGCAUCCAGGAGCACAAGGAGGUGCUGGCCGAGAGGUCUCGCAUGAUGGGGGCGUGCCGCGCCUGCAAUUGCCAGGUCUUCGCGGCCCAUAUCCACCAGGUCUGGAACAAGAAGUGCAAGACGUGCAACCACGUCCAUUAG